Molecule: messenger RNA, 1513 nt
Organism: Mesoplodon densirostris (Blainville's beaked whale)
Lineage: Eukaryota; Metazoa; Chordata; Mammalia; Artiodactyla; Ziphiidae
Gene: TM7SF2
Product: transmembrane 7 superfamily member 2
Exons: 10
Coding region: 157-1410 (417 amino acids)
Biological process (GO): sterol biosynthetic process
Cellular component (GO): endoplasmic reticulum membrane; nuclear inner membrane
Molecular function (GO): oxidoreductase activity, acting on the CH-CH group of donors, NAD or NADP as acceptor
Source: RefSeq, a predicted model, not a curated record
AAGCGGUCGCUGUCUGUGCUCUGUGCAGAGACAGGUGCAAGCCCAGCUGGGCUGGGUCUUCCGCGUCACCGAGCCCAUCUCCUGGGGGAUGGGGUGGGCUGUGUUUCCUUGACGGACUUUUGAGAGCCCCCAACCCCCGGCGGAGCGGAGGAGACCAUGGCCCCUCAGGGCUCCCGGGCCGAGCUGGAAUUCGGAGGACCCCUGGGCGCUGCGGCACUGAUGCUGCUGCUCCCCGCCACCAUGUUCCACCUGCUACUGGUAGCCCGCUCGGGCCCGGCGCGCCUCCUGGGCCCACCCCCUUACCUGCCGGAACUCGAGGAGCUGUGGAGCCCGUGGGCGCUGUUGCUGUGUCUCACCUGGCUCGGCCUGCAGGCGGGGCUCUACCUCUUGCCGGCGCGCAAGGUGGCCGAGGGGCAGGAACUGAAGGACAAGAGUAGACUGCGCUACCCCAUUAACGGCUUCCAGGCCCUGGUGCUGACAGCCCUGUUGGUGGGCCUGGGGGUGUCAGCCGGGCUGCCCCUGAGCGCGCUCCCGGAAAUGCUCCUGCCCUUGGCCUUUGCGGCCACCCUCACCGCCUUCAGCUUCAGCCUCCUUCUCUAUCUGAAGGCUCUGGUAGCCCCUGCCUCUGCCCUGGCACCCGGGGGGAACUCAGGCAAUCCCAUUUACGACUUUUUCCUGGGACGGGAGCUCAACCCGCGCAUCUGUUCCUUUGACUUCAAAUAUUUCUGCGAACUGCGGCCUGGCCUCAUCGGCUGGGUCCUCAUCAACCUGGCCUUGCUGAUGCAGGAAGCAGAACUUCGAGGGAGUCCCUCACUGGCCAUGUGGCUGGUCAAUGCCUUCCAGCUACUAUAUGUGGGUGAUGCCCUUUGGCACGAGGAGGCGGUCCUCACCACCAUGGACAUCAUACAUGACGGGUUUGGCUUCAUGCUGGCCUUUGGGGACCUCGCCUGGGUACCCUUCACCUACAGCCUGCAGGCCCAGUUCCUGCUGUACCACCCAGAGCCCCUGGGGUUGCCCCUGGCCUCGGUCAUCUGCCUCAUCAAUGCUGUUGGUUACUACAUCUUCCGUGGAGCCAACUCUCAGAAAAACACCUUCAGGAAGAAUCCUUCUGAUCCCAGAGUGGCUGACCUUGAGACCAUCUCUACAGCCACAGGGCGACGGCUGCUGGUGUCUGGGUGGUGGGGUAUGGUCCGCCAUCCCAACUACCUUGGAGACCUCAUCAUGGCUCUGGCCUGGUCCUUGCCCUGCGGGGUGUCCCACCUGUUGCCCUACUUCUACCUCCUUUACUUCACUGCGCUGCUGGUACACCGUGAGGCCCGGGAUGAACAGCAGUGUCUGCAGAAGUAUGGCCUGGCCUGGCACGCAUACUGCCAGCGUGUGCCCUACCGAAUCGUGCCCUACAUCUACUGAAGCAGCUCCACGUGUCCCAGCUCGGGCCACGUGCCCACCCAGCUGCCAGCACACCCAGCACCAGGAGCCUGGACUCACCUGGCACUCAAGGGCCUGCACCCUA